UGUUCUUCUCUUUUGAAGUAAAUUGGUUAGAAAACACAUUCUUUUCAUUUCUACGAUCUUCACCUUCUGAAUUCAAAACCACUCUGCUUAUUGCCACAUCUCAAAAUCUUACCUUUUUUAGGGUUCCUUUCAAUUUGAUUCUCAAUUGGAUUAAACUUUGCUCACUCUGCUUUUCUCAAUUCUUGCUUCCACUAUCUCUAUCAAUUCAGGUCGCAGAAACAUAAGAUUCUCGGAGGUGAUUCACUGCAAUUUGUUUGAACCGGCAGGUAAAGUACGCAGGACAUGGGCUGCAUCGUGUCCACCCCAAAAGAUUCUGGUGGAAAUAGAAGGAGGCCGGGGAGUAUUGGAGAUGUUUCUGUCUAUGUUCCCGGUUUAAGAAUUCCUAAACCGGUUGAUUUUACGCAGUCGCUUGGUGAUUCUUUGUCAAAGAGCAUAGUGGAACGCUUAUCUGCUCUUAGAACUCGUAUCGUUGUAAUGGCUGGUCAAGAAGGUCCUACAAUUACAAGAACAAAAAGAAAAAGUGCAACUCAACAUGGAGGUUCAACACUGGCUGAUCUUCUACAGGCUCUUGAAGACUACUUACCGGUACUUUUGGGAUUAGUCAAAGAUGAAAGUCAUUUACAAUACAAAGUACAAUUUGUUUGGAUGAAUCAGGAGGAUGAAGCAGAGGAAACAGCCAUGUCUAAUGCUUGGUAUGAAGUGUUGUCAGUCUUGCACUUGAUGGCAACACUAUUGCUAUCACAGGCUAAUUUAUUACUUCUUCCAAGAACAUCCACCGAUGGUCAUCAGCCAAAAGUAUCAGAAGAAAACCGUCGAGCCUCUGUUGAUAUCUUCUUAAAGGCUGGUGGGUAUCUUGACUGUGCUGUCAGGCAUGUUCUUCCACAGUUGCCUGCUGAGCUCAGGAGAAAUUUACCAGUAGACCUUGCAGAAGGAGUUCUUCGUGCGCUCUGUCUACAAGCAUUGGGACAGGGUGUAGAUAUCCAACUUGGAAUGGCAAUUGAUAGCACCAAGGCCACUCUCGCGGUGAAGCGUAGACUUGCAUGUGAGAUGGUGAAAUAUUGGCAACAGGCACAAGAUAACAUUAUGAAUCUUCCGUUAGCGAAUGGUUGGGGUGAAAAACAUCGUCAUUAUGUCAAAUGGAAGUAUAUUGAAUCAAAGGCUACGGCAUAUUAUUAUCAUGGUUUGAUUCUUGAUGAGGGCAAUACAGAGAAAUCUCAUGGGAUGGCUGUAGCUGCGCUGCAAGCAGCGGAUGAGUAUUUCAAAGAAAGUAAGAAGCUCUGUGAGGCAUUCAAUGCAGCAACUCCAUUGUCAAGAAAUCCACCGCUUUGGGGGACCAUGAAAUAUCUCUCUGAGAAAAUUCCCAAGGAUACUUCAAGCAAGGUGCGAAUAAACCGUGAUCUAUAUACUUACGAGAGAAUCAUGGAAACAGCACCAACAUUGCCUGAUUUUGCCUUGGCCUUGAAACCAGAUGAUUAUCAACUUCCACAAGUGAGUCCUUCUUGGAGAACAGAAAAUGUGAAGGGGGGACAAAAUGGCUCCCCUAACCAUCUUAAGGGAUGAAAAAUGACAAAAGUGAGCAAUGUCAACUUAGCUUGAAGAUGAAGCAAAGGGUAAUUUUUCAAUGCUUGUCAAUGUCUGCAGGGGAAGCAAAUUCAUUAUUUCGGACUUUUUCUCUACCUUCUUUCUUCAUAAAUCAACUUCCUCCCAUUCUCUACAACAUUUGAGAAGAAAAAAAGGGUACAAAGCCAAAUUCUCCAUUUUUUUAAACCAAGUUGUAUAAGUUGGUGUGUAAAAUUAACUUGUGCUUUGCAUGGAAAGAAUGAUUUCCUUUUAAAUAUUAAAAUUCUAUAGAGAUUGAUAUGCAAGGGAAUUUAUGUUAUUUCAACAAGGUUUAUCAUACAA
Molecule: messenger RNA, 1902 nt
Organism: Medicago truncatula (barrel medic)
Lineage: Eukaryota; Viridiplantae; Streptophyta; Magnoliopsida; Fabales; Fabaceae
Exons: 12
Coding region: 283-1560 (425 amino acids)
Source: RefSeq, a predicted model, not a curated record